AUUGCCAUGUGCUGUGCCCGAUUCGUCACCAUACGGGGUAUCGGCCUAUGUAGGUAUUGCACCUCUCGAUUUCAUCCUUUGACAUACCUUUUUUUUUGGGGUGGGUUUUUCUUAGAGAGAGAAAAAAAAAAGGCUUAUUAUUGGUGCAUGUGUACGUACAGUGCAGUACAGUAUAGUGCAGAUAAACAGACAGUUCGUUUAGUUUUUCUGGUUAUCGCUCGUUUUUUCUUUUUAAUCUAUUUAUUGUCUUAA
Messenger RNA from Periconia digitata, 252 nucleotides. NCBI's taxonomy places the organism in Eukaryota, Fungi, Ascomycota, Dothideomycetes, Pleosporales, Periconiaceae. The record is from the annotation of a GenBank genome assembly.